ACUCAGCUGGUUGAACCACUAUUAAAGAAUACAUUUCGAAUCUAAUAUGGCUGCGCCCAUGGUAUGGAUGUCAAGUAUGCACACGGUUGAUUAUGUCGCCAUUGUUCAGUCAUUUCAAACAGACUGCAAAUGAUGUAAAUUUAACAAUAGUCGACCAGCGACGUUCAACGUCUCUGCCCCCAUCUACAAGUUCUCGACACUGGAUAAUCUGCAUCAUGGAACCAGGCAUUAUCAGACACAGUCAAAGGAUGCAACGUUCGUUGUGAGUGGCGAGCUGCAUGGUCAAUGUUACUGUACGUUAUGUCCUUCACAAUAGAAACUUGGCAUUGUCUGUCUUCUGAAAACCUCGAAUAAGGAGUUUACACUCAAUUAUCAUCCAAAAUGUACCCUUCAAAAGCAGCAGUUGAAGUGAUCCAGUUGGGUCGUAUUUCCUAUGGGCGUGCAUUACAGGUACAGCAACUCUAUGUUAGGAGACAUCUGGAUUCUAAAGACAAAUUGCACAAUGCUCUGCUACUAUGUGAACACCCGCCAGUCUAUACCAUAGGAAUCAGACAGGCACUAUACCCAUUCGAAGAGGAGCAAAGACUCAAACUCCUUGGUGCUGAAUUCUUUCGUAGCAACCGUGGCGGACUCAUAACUUUCCAUGGUCCAGGGCAGUUGGUGUGCUACCCAAUACUCAACUUGGGCUGCUUCAAGAAAAGCGUGCGAUGGUACGUGUGUGAGCUGGAGGGGACUGUCAUCAACCUUUGCAGAAAGUAUGGGAUAAAAGCAUCCACCUCCCCAAACACUGGGGUCUGGGUUGGAUCCAACAAGAUAUGUGCCAUAGGAAUCCAUUGUGGGAGAUACAUAACAUCUCAUGGCUUGGCACUGAACUGCAACACAGAUAUGGGCUGGUUUGAAAACAUUGUGCCUUGUGGGAUUGUAGGGAAAGGUGUCACAUCCCUUAGUCAAGAACUGGGAAGAGAUGUCUCUAUUGAAGAAUCCAUCCCACUACUGCUGGAAACUUUCAGUGAUCAGUUUGACUGCACACUGCAUAAUGGAGAAUAUUCUAAUAAUGAAUAAACACUGCUUGGUAAAUUUAACAUAAUCGAUGGACCAGAGCUCAGAUAGAGGCCCUAUUGCAGGAUAGGCAAGUGGAGGAGCUGAGGCUUAGGCUGUGCUGCAGGAUGGCAUUUGGGACGGCAGGGCUGAGGGCAGCCAUGGGCGUAGGCUUUGCACUCAUUAAGGAUAUGACAAUCAUCCAGUCCAAACAGGUUAAUAAUAGUUUCCUUCUCUGAGCAAGUUAUGUUAAAGGUAUAGACUCACUCAGCUAUAUGACAUUGUGUACAGCGGAGCGACUUCCUGGUUACAGAUCAACAACAACAAAAUUGGAAGAGCUGAGGUCCUCUGUGGCAGUAAAUCAUCAACCUUGGGCUUAUACAGUGCAUUCGGAAAGUUUUCAGACCCCUUGACUUUUUCAACAUUUUGUUAGUUUACAGCCUUAUUCUAACAUUGAUUAAAUUGCUUUUUUUCCCCUCAAUCUACACAAUACCCUGUAAUGAAAAGGGAAAAAAAUGAAAUUUUUGCAAAAGUAUACAAAUUAAAUAUCACAUUUUUAAUAAGUGUU
Messenger RNA from Oncorhynchus keta (chum salmon), 1606 nucleotides. It is a transcript of the gene lipt2, whose product is annotated as lipoyl(octanoyl) transferase 2. NCBI's taxonomy places the organism in Eukaryota, Metazoa, Chordata, Actinopteri, Salmoniformes, Salmonidae. Gene Ontology annotation, biological process: protein lipoylation. Gene Ontology annotation, cellular component: mitochondrion. The record is from RefSeq and is a predicted model, not a curated record. Bases 382 to 1062 code for a protein of 226 amino acids. The transcript is spliced from 3 exons. Gene Ontology annotation, molecular function: lipoyl(octanoyl) transferase activity.